AUGCGUCGCGAGCGUCGCAUCGAGCCGACGUCGUUCGACGCGAUCGUCGUGGGCACGGGCCUGCCCGAGUCGCUGCUGGCGGCGGCGCUGUCUCUGGCGGGGCGGCGCGUGCUGCACGUGGACUGCGCUGACUUCUACGGGUCGCACUGGGCAUCGCUGCCGCUCGACCAGCUCGCGCAGUGGGCGGCGAGCGGCGGGCGCAUUCCGCCUCCGGGGGAGAACGAGGACACGCAGACCAACGGGUUUGCGGACGACGAGGAGGAGCGCGGGGAGGAUGCGCGGAGAGCCCCUGGAGAAAGCGGGGAGGGGGACGGGGGAGUGCUGAGCGGCGACGCGGGGACAGGACAGAGAGACGGGGAGGGGGGUGCCGAGGGGAGGCAGGAGGGGGAUAGCGAAGGCGUGGGCGCAACUGAAGAUCGCGCGCGCACGAACGGGGACUCAGACGCGGGCGCGGCGGGGAGGCCAGAUGCAGUUGCGGGCGCAGGCACAGACGCAGGGGCAGGGGCAGGGGCAGGGGCAGGGGUAGGGGCAGGGGCAGGGGCGGACGAGGUGUCACUGGAGGAGCGCGUGCGGGAGGGGGAGGUGAGGGCGGUGGCGCUGGGGUCGUCGGAGGACGGCGCGCUCUACUCACGCGUGUCCACUGCCACGUGGCUGCCACGCGCCUCCCACGAGCCCUUCCACCCGGCGCGCCUGCCGGUGGAGCUGGGGGAGGCGCGGCGCUAUGCGGUGGAGCUGGCGGGGCCGCGCGUGGUGAUGUGCGGCGAGGACGUGGUGCGCGUGCUGGUGCGCUCCGGCGCGCAUCACUACGUGGAGUUCAAGGCCGUGCAGGCCCUGCUCUGCUGGCAGCGGGGGGGGGACGGGAAGGCGCGGGGGGAGAGUGGCGCGCAGGGGCAGGGCGGUGGGGGGGAAGGGGGGCUGGUGCGGGUGCCGACGAGUCGGGGCGACGUGUUUCAGGACCGGCAGCUGCCCCUGGCGGACAAGCGCCGCCUCAUGCGCUUCUUCCACUCCGCCUCCCCCCUUUCCGCUCCCCCUCGCCCCCCUGCCCCCGCUGCUGCCACUGCUGGAGUGCCAGCAGUGGCAGCAGCAGCAGCAGCAGCAGCAGCAGCUGCAGCGGGGGAGGAGGGGGAGGAGGGGGAGGAGGGGGAGGAGGGGGAGGAGGGGGAGGAGGGGGAGGAGGGGGAGGAGGGGGAGGAGGGGGAGGAGGGGGAGGAGGGGGAGGAGGGGGAGGAGGGGGAGGAGGGGGAGGAGGGGGAGGAGGGGGAGGAGGGGGAGGAGGGGGAGGAGGGGGAGGAGGCGGAGGAGGGGAGGGGAUGCGGGGGGGCAUGGUACGGUGCGGAGGCGGGCAUGAUGGUGGCGCUGUACGGCAUGGGCGAGCUCGCCCAGGCCUUCUGCCGCCUCGCUGCUGUCAAAGGCGCCCUCUAUGUGCUGCGUCGGCCCGUGGCGUCUCUUCUUGUGAAUGCACACACGGGGCGGUGUGAGGGAGUGGCAUUGGAGGAGGGGCAGCUGCUGGGGUCGCCCCUCGUGCUCCUCGGCCCCUCCUUCCUCCCCAAGCCACUGCCCCCUGCACUACCUGCACCACCACCCGCAGCAGAGCCCGCAGCAGACCCUGCAGCGGUGAGCGGCAGUGCUGAAGCACGUGGGAGCGCAGCAGGUGGCAGUGACGCGUGUGUGGGUGGGGUGCGGACGAGUCCAGGCAUGGCGGGGCCUCAGUCUCAUGGUGGUGCUGGCGGCGCUGGUGGUGGUUUGGACAGUGCUGGUGGUGGUCUGGACAGCGCUGGUGGUGGUCUGGACAGCGCUGGCAAGGCAGGUGCCGGAGGGGAGAGCGGGGAAGGGGAGGAGGAGCAGGAGGAGGGGGUGGUGGCGCGCUGCAUUUGCAUCACCGACGGUUCCCUGCAUCAAGACAUGCACACUCUGGUUGCUGUGCUGCCGCCCACAUGUGAGUGCUGCCGCCCACAUGUGAGUGCUGCCGCCCACAUGGGAAGUACCUGGUGUAUCUCUCCACCCGCUGCCUACCCUCCCACUGCCCUCGCGCCCUGCUGCUGCCCGUUCUUGCUGCCCUCACUUCGUUGUCACACCCCUCCCCCACCACUCAUUGCUGCUGCUGCUGCUGCUGCUGGAGGUGAGGGUGAGGGUGGUGGCAGGAGCAAGCAUGCAGAGGGAGUGGGCGCGGAGGAGAAUGGGGGGAGCGGGGUGGCCGGGCAGGGGGGAGGAGAGGGAGAUGAAGAAGGGGAGGAAACGGUGUCAUUCAGCUGUAUAGGAUCAGAGGAGGUGGGGUCAGAGGCGGGGACGGGCAAGGAGAAUGGAGAGGAGGCAGCGGGGAAGGGGAGGCCCACUGCGCUGUGGGCUGUGUUCUUCUCGCAACGCCUGCUGGAUGCCCGCAGUGUGCAGGUGCCUGAGGGCGUGUUUGCAUGCAGCGCUCCGAGCGACUCCCUGCACCUGCAGUCAGUGGUCGAGGAGGCCCAGCAGGUCUUCACGCGCAUUGCCCCGGGGGAGGAGUUCUUCCCCACCCGCCUGGAUGAGGAGGAGAGGGAUGAUGAGGCACAUGGGUUUGACAAUGGUAACUCGGAGGAGCAUGCCAAUGAGGACGGGGAUGGGGAUGGGCAUGGGCAUGGGGAUGGGGAUGAGCAUGGAGAUGAGAGGAGGGACCAGAGCAACGGAGGGAGGUGA
Messenger RNA from Closterium sp. Yama58-4, 2667 nucleotides. NCBI's taxonomy places the organism in Eukaryota, Viridiplantae, Streptophyta, Zygnematophyceae, Desmidiales, Closteriaceae. The record is from the annotation of a GenBank genome assembly.